This is a messenger RNA of Ruditapes philippinarum (Manila clam), 1151 nucleotides long. RefSeq lists its product as uncharacterized. The transcript is spliced from 3 exons. The coding region runs from base 52 to 486 and encodes 144 amino acids. The record is from RefSeq and is a predicted model, not a curated record. NCBI's taxonomy places the organism in Eukaryota, Metazoa, Mollusca, Bivalvia, Venerida, Veneridae.
AUUUCUCUUCUUAUUUUCUUUACAUCGUAACUUAGUUUAAAGACUCUCAAGAUGGAAAUAAUGAGAUUUUAUAUUUGUCUAAUUGUGUUAAUUCUUGUUAAAUUAAUAAGCUCUACAAAAGCGCAGUCUCUGCGGCUAAGAAUAAACCAAGAAAAAACUGUAGGGAAACUGGUAAAGUUUUUAGGAAGACUACGUGCGGAAGAAAAGAUACCUUUAACUAAUUUCAAGACAGUCCCUGGAUCAUUUAAACCAUUACCUUUUCCAGUAAACUUUAGUACCUAUGAUCUGAAUGGAGAUGCAACCAUUGAAAUAAUCGAACUUGUACGCGUGACGGGUACGGCAGAGAACGUGCAUAUGGCAUUUAGCGCUUCUGAUUUCAAUGGAGAUGGGUUUGUAACUGAAGAAGAAUAUACACGAAAACCGUGGGGGUAUGAUCCAGAAGAUGUCAUUCUCAGUGACGACAUAGAAAAUUAUCUUGAGAACUAAGCAUCAGAGAAAAAGUAGAACACGCAAUAUGCACACAUACGCACGCACUCACUGUAAAGGUUAAAGUGCAACAUUUUAGUUUUACUGAUUGAAACAUCAUGUGCCCGUCCGCGUGUUUUUUCGUGGGGAGGGGGUGGGUAGGCGGGUAUCAAAGUAGAUUAACCGACCUACCUUCGUCACGUGAAUAGAUUCUUCGUCAUGUAAAAUCAUCAAUAGUUUAAGUAAUAGAAAGAGCAUCGAUUUGUAGACCUCGAGUAUUAAUCGAGUGUUUUGAUGGUCUUUCUCUUUUAUAUUAUAGACAAAAUAUUAAACCCCAGGAAAAGUAACAAAUGCACGAGUAUCUGAAUAUGACUUUUCUAUCGUUAUCACUUUCCCUGUGACGUCGCAAUAAGUAAACCCGGGCAGCCAGUCAACGACUAUGCUUUAUUUUUAUCGCAAAUCUGACACAUUUUCUGCAGAAAAGUCUCCAAACUAUGAUUCAAUAUAUUUACUAAUCAUCUGUAAAAAACAUUUUUAUGUCUUCGUUAAAAGUUCCUUAAUUUACCACUGAUUUAUUUUACUGGCAAAAAGGGGUCAUUGUUUUGCUAAAUAAUUAUUAUCUAAAGCCAUAAAUACGGGAUAUUAGACACCAGGGAGCAAUUUUUGUCAAUAAAAUAUUAAAUUUA